Molecule: messenger RNA, 1390 nt
Organism: Vollenhovia emeryi
Lineage: Eukaryota; Metazoa; Arthropoda; Insecta; Hymenoptera; Formicidae
Exons: 5
Coding region: 77-1135 (352 amino acids)
Biological process (GO): positive regulation of Notch signaling pathway
Cellular component (GO): nucleus
Source: RefSeq, a predicted model, not a curated record
UCGUCGCGUCUCGACCUAACCACGUGGUUCCGUCGCGUACACACGCAACGGAAUUGUAUCGCGGAAUCUCGUGAGAAUGAACGCGAUUUGGAAUCAGCCCGUUCUGGAGCGGCCGCCGUGCGUGACGUGGCAGAUCGGGCCGCUAGACGCGACCAAGAGUGGCGUGGACGUACCUCGACUCAAAGCCGCGCUGGCCACGGCGAUCCACGACCUGGAAUCGAUGGGCGAUCUGCAUUUGAACGCCGCGGCGCUGACCCGCCUGGUUUAUCGGAUGAAGAGCAAGUUCCGAGGUGACAAGGGCUUGAAGUGCAUGACGAAGCUGAACAAGGCGUUGCUCAACUACUACAACAUGCCCCUGAAGAGGGAGUACACGAUGCUGCGGUGUGACCUCCGUAUGCAAGACGGCGCGUACGUGUUACCGAGUCGGCAGGGCCUGGAGUACGUGCUGGUGAGAACGCAGGGCUUCGCCAAGCUCAUGUCCCGAAUCGAGCAAGUCGCGUGGCGCGCCUCGCACUUCUUGAAAGCCAGAAUCGAGCUGGGUCACGCGUGGAGCGUCGCCCUGGUCGCCUACGCCACCACAAGCAGAAUUUGGUAUUGUCCCUGGUUCCACGCGAGGAAUGUCAUCGGGAAAUGUUGCAAGUGGUACAACGAGCUGUAUCAGUGCGCGGAACGGUUUCAGUACGUCGGCGCGAAACCCUGGCUCCCAGCGGAUCAAGGCUUACCUCGCGACUUGAAGUCGUGGCUCUGUUUAGACUGGCUGGAUGCGGAAGUGACAAGCAGCCACAAGUUACAAACCUGGCAGAGAAUAUUUCAAGAUCCUUUGAUCAAGGGUAUCGUACACGAUGAUACUAAAACACCUCGUGUCAUAGCUGAUGAAGAGACUGACAAUGCAAGACUGACGGAAGUCGAGGUUGCCUCGACGAAUGAUGCGUUAGAAAAUAAAUGUGUAUCGAAUAACGAUAUUGGAGAAGUGAUAGAUCGAGGAGCUUUUGAGAGAACCCUUCCAUCGGGAAAUAGAUCCAAAGCGACAAAACGUAAACACACGGAUGUUAACGAAAGGAGAAACCUAAAAGGACCAAAAAGAAAAAGAAGAAAGAAUAAAAACCGACAUCCCAAGGAGAAAGAUCUGUUGUGAUUAUAAUGGGGAUAUUAAUUUAGUUACGUGCAAGGUAACAGAUUCAGUUUUAGCGCGUUUGCAUAAAAUACAAUUGCCAAUCUGUACACAAUUAUGAAUAGGGCAAUUUAAUUAUGUGCAAUUAAAAAAAACACCCUGUUAAAUUAUGCAUGACGCAUAUGUCACAUUGUAAUGUAAUUGUAUACAUCUAAAGUGAUACACAGCUUGACAAAUAGAAACUAAAAGUUCAAAGGAAUAAAAUUUACAUAUUUUUUC